Molecule: messenger RNA, 4471 nt
Organism: Salarias fasciatus (jewelled blenny)
Lineage: Eukaryota; Metazoa; Chordata; Actinopteri; Blenniiformes; Blenniidae
Gene: rprd2a
Product: regulation of nuclear pre-mRNA domain containing 2a
Exons: 10
Coding region: 272-3454 (1060 amino acids)
Biological process (GO): mRNA 3'-end processing
Molecular function (GO): RNA polymerase II complex binding
Source: RefSeq, a predicted model, not a curated record
GCGUAAACACACGGACAGGACGCCGCACGGCGCUACCGCGUUAGCCCCAAAUGUCACAUGAAGUAGAUCAUUUUCCGGCAAGGGAUAUUUUUUAUAACUUAGAAAGGAGGUGCGAAAAAGGACAAUGGGCAUUUAUUGACUUUUAACGCCACAGAUGAAGCUCAACGACCGCUGACCACGAGCAUGUCUGUGCUGCGUUUGGUUAGCAGGCUAAGCUAAGUGCUAACUUAGUUUGAUUCGAGCGGCUGGGCGCCGCGGUGCUUGGAAAGACAUGGCAGCGGGAACAGGGGCCGCUCUCGGCGGCUCUCUGGAGUCUACCUUGGACAGGAAGUUUCAGAGCGUGACCAACACGAUGGACUCUAUUCAGGGACUGUCAACGUGGUGCAUCGAUAACAAGAAGUACCACAGCCUGAUCGUGCGACACUGGAUGAAGUGUUUAAAGAAAUCUGAUGGCGCGCACAGACUCAACCUGCUGUAUCUCGCCAAUGACGUCAUUCAGAACUGCAAAAGGAAGAAUGCCAUUGUGUACCGCACGGCGUUCGCCGAGGUGCUGCCGGACGCCUUCCUGCUGGUCAACAAUGAAGGAGACCUGAAGACCAUUAAAUCGGUGGAGAGGAUACUUUCCAUCUGGGACGAGAGGGGCGUUUAUUCGAGGACGCUCAUCUCUGAUCUCAGAAAUGCUUUAGUGAAAGAGGAGUCCCCUCCAGAAACACCGGUGGAGCAGAGGACUCCAGUUGAGUCGAAAGCCGAUCUGCGGUCCAAGAUAGUUGCUGAGUUUGUGCCACAGGCGCUAAUAGACCAACUGUCCAAGUACAAGAGAUCCCUGGAGGAGGUUGACCUCCGAGAAAAGCAGCUGACGGCUAUGAGAGUUGACAUCUGCAGCACGGACGCCCUGAAGAAACUCAAAGACAAGGCCGGAGGAAAGAAGUUCUCCCGGGACUUUGAGGAGGGGAGCGCGCAGCUCCAGGAGUUCGUCAAGUUCUUCGACAAGCAGAGCAGAAUGGGGCCCCCGCUUCAGGAGGCGCUCCGAAACGCCGAUAUCUUCUACGAGAUGCAGUACAAGGAGGUCAAGAUUGUUGCUAAUGCGUACCAAACCUUCGCCAACCGAGUGUCCCACCUCAAACGCAAGCUGGACACCCUGAAGGCCACCCUGCCGGACCUGGACGACUCGCCCAUCCCCUCGCCUUCCGCGGACGCCCCGUCCCCCACGGGCUCCGAGUCGCCGUUCCACGACAUGGAGUUGGCCUCCCCCCACCCCGACCUGGACGGCUCCGCCAUGGACGACGACGCCGAGCCGCCGGCCCCGAGCCCCCUCUCCUCCCCGGGGGGGUCGCCCAGGCCGGCGGAGGUCCUCGGGGAGAACGACAACCGCGAGGUGGAGGACAUGGAGCUCUCAGACGAGGAGGAGAGCGCCAGCGGCAUCAUAGUCGAGGAGCAGAUUGAGCCCUCGCCUCACCCAGAGGUGUCCACUCCAAUUUGUGCGAAAAGUGAGCCAUCAGUCGCAACGCGGCAGCCCACGGCGCAGGUCGCGCCCCCUGCAGCUGCUCGCGCAGCAGCUGCGGCGAGUGUCGACGUGGGUAAAAUUGGCUCCAUCCUCAGCAGCCUGAAUUCAGUCAUGAAGACCGCAGCCCCGGUGGUGGAGAAUCCUCCUCCUGCAGCUACUCCCGCUAGCUCCUCGGUGAAGAACGCCUCCGCCGCCCCGGCGACGGCGCAGGACCCUGCAUCGCUGGUCAGCCUCCUCUCCAAGGUGGACGUCAGUCCUGCAGACCUCCUCAGUGCUCUGUCCAAAGUCCAGGGUCACGGCAGGCUCACAGGCAUCUCUUCCCUCCUGGGCAGCUCAGCUGCAAAUGCCUCCUCAGAAUCGUCCAGUUCAGGCAAGACUUCCCCACCUCCCGCAUCCACAUCCGUCAAAGCGGUCCCCUCUCAGAAUCCGUCUCCGUCGUCCGCGGCGCCUUUGCCUUCGUCAUCCAGCUCCACUGUCAGGCACAGCACAAACGCCCCAGAACCCCCCCAGACCUCCGGCCCGGCCUCGGCCCUGGUUCAGGCCGUCCACAGAGACAUGGAUCUGACGGCAGAAUCCCGGCCAACUCUGUCCUCCACGAGUUUAGAGUCUAAAAUCCACAGCUUCCUGCAGGGCAACCCUGCUUUCAGUGCGUUUGAUUUUGGCUUAUCGACAAACCCGGGUCUGGGAGGGGGCCACCUCAGCCCGGCGACGGGGGCAGACACUCAGGAUGGGACCCCAGUGCGAGACGAGGGGGGAGGCACGCCGACUCUCGACGAAGCGAUGGAUAAACCAUUCGAUUCCAGCAUGACUCAGCCAUCUGUCGGUGAAACCGCUAAACCCAACCCCAAUGCAAACGUGUACCAGAACAGCACCCAGCAGAGCCUCGGCGCCCCCCAGGAGCAGCCGCUGAACGGGCAGCCGUAUCAGCCCUACGCGUCCGAGCGCAGGACGGCCGCGCCGGCGGCGCACUACCAGCAGAUCUCUGCGCUGACGGGGCCGGGGCCUGGAGAAAGAGCCCCAGGCAGUGCCGGUAACGCGCAGGCGGCGGAGGGCUUUCAGGGGUCCAGCGAGAGGAGCUGGUACGGUGACUCCUACCCCGAGGGGAGCUCCCAGCAACCCGGUGUCUACAACGCAACGGCGCCGGGGGGGCCGCGAGAAAAUAAGACGUCAGGAAUGUAUCCGUACCAAACGCAGGAGCCUCCAGGCUUGGUCUCCCAGCAGGGGGCCGUCACGUCUCCCGCGCUCUUCAGCAGCAACCUCCCUCCCGUUCCACGGUUACCUCCCCCGCCCAGCGGUUUUGAACUCCCCCUCUCCUCGAACAGCUUCGGGAUGAGGCCCCCGGAGCAGCAGCCGGGUCUCGGCGAGGCGGCGGGGGCCAGAGGCGGCAGCGUGAUCAGCGGGAUGGUGGUGCACGACCACCAGCACAAGUCUUCGUUUCGCCCCGGCGACGAGCCGCUCCGCCCGCAGCGCCCAGACGACCUGCCUUACCAGGAGGAUGCUAACCGCUACCCCGACGAGCCCCGCCAGCAUAACCCCUCCUUCCUCCAGGGCAACCCCUACCACCACCCCGACGAUUCCCACUACAGCCCCGUCAGUCCCGCGCAGCACUUCCCCAGAGUUCGAGGGCGCCUGUCGCCCCCGCGCUCCCCCCCAGAGGACCCCUUCUACCCCCACAGCUACCAGCAGCACGGCGCGCCCUCGCCGCACUACGCUCCCAGGCGGCCGCCCCCGCCGCCCCGUCAGGACAUGCGCCAGCCCGGCCUGCGGCCUCCGCACCGGCCCCCCCACAACAUGCUCCCCCCGCAGCCCAGGGGGCCCCCGCGGCCGCCCUUCGCCCGGUUCCCCGGACCCGAGCCCAGGCUGAGAGGCAAGCGUCCAGGACCGCCGGGUCCCAGAGGAGGCGGGCCAAUGUUCCCCCAGAAAAGACCCUUCCUCCCCCCGCGGUACUGACCGCCCAGCUCCCGAAGGAAGGGGCAGACCGCUGGCUAGUGCUGAGCUCCACACCCGGCUCUAAAAUAAAUUAAAAAAAACCUCCUGAAAGCUGAAAGUACGGGAGGAUAAAAGUGCAGAUGAUGGAUUAGGGCGAUGAGAGAUCAAGGAACUGAAGAAGUAUUGACAGCAGCGGGAGAAGCUGCUCGAAGGAAACCCUAAAUGUAAAGAAGAGAAAAGGCCGUUGGGAGGAGAUGGAGACAAGACGGAGGCUCUGAGCGGGCUGCUGAGCUGAGCUGAGCUGAGGAGUGAAGACUGAAGAUUCAAGAAAUUAAGAGGUGGAUAUAUAUAUAUAUAAUUCACUCUUUGGGUUAGUUUUUUUUUAUGAUUAUUAAUUUUGGCUCCAACAAGAAGCUUUACAUAAAACAUGUAGUUGAGUCAUUUUGCUAAAGGUCAGAGUGUGUGUGUGCACGGUCUGCGUGUGUGCAUGCAGUCAAGUGUAAGUCACCCAGUUACAGGCUAUUUUUUUCCCCAACAUUGAAUCAGAUGGUGGUUAUUUUUGGCUAAGACAGUAAUAUAAGAUUGUAGUCGGGGGGCAUUUUUUCCUGCUGUUAUUUUGUAUCGGGGCGAGCAGUUUUCACUGCUUCUCCUCAGCUCCGGCUCUCUCCCAGUAGCUCUCAGUAGUUGAUGCUCUCACAUUUCCGUCUCUGAAACGGCAGAAUUUAACAUAUUCCAGGGAAAUCAUUAUUCACUGUUCCUGCUGCGAAUGUUUUAUUUGUGAAGCGACGCUUUCUCCACUUUUGCGCCGGAUCCCGUCAGCCGUAGUUUUACAUCUCGUUAAGCUCCCAGAAGCAGAGCGCCUCUCCAGUCUGGAGGCGCAAGGGUUUUUUGUUUUUUUUUUUUGGUUUUCUUUUUUCUCCCAGCCAUCCAACGCCGACGCCGACUUCUGGAGGGGAUGAAGAUAAUCGUCUUCAGUUUUAUUUACUUGUUCUGAUUAAUAAAAAUCUGAGUUUGAAAAAAAUGUGUUGUUCCUUUUUC